AUGCAGGGCAGCUUUGUUUUGCUGCUGCUGGCGGCUUUCACGCUCACUGGGGGACUCGUUCGAGGCGACGACGACGACAAUGCAGCCGAAGAGCUCCAGGUGGAGACCUUGAUGAAACCCGAAACUUGCACCGUUCUCUCCACGAUGGGCGACACGUUGCAGAUCCACUACACGGGUAAACUGAUGGAUGGCAAGGUCAUCGACUCCUCGCUAUCUCGGGACCCACUUGUUGUCGAGCUGGGGAAGAGGACAGUCAUUUCUGGACUGGAACAAAGCUUGAUCGGCGUGUGUGAAGGGCAAAAAAUCAAAGCCACUAUUCCAUCUCACCUUGCCUAUGGAAAGAAAGGUUACCCUCCUACAAUUCCAGGUGAUGCUCCUCUUGAAUUCGAGGUGGAGGUCAUCUCGUUGACACAGCAGACACCUUGGCAGAAGAUGGUGAAUGAUGUGUUCCCCCUCGUUUGUUUGGCACUGGUGCCCACGCUACUCGGCUUGGUGGGACUCUACCUCUACAACAAGGCCAAAGACUCAAAACCCAGCAAAAAGAAGUCAAAGGAUAAGAAAAGCAAAAAGAAAUAA
Molecule: messenger RNA, 576 nt
Organism: Nerophis lumbriciformis (worm pipefish)
Lineage: Eukaryota; Metazoa; Chordata; Actinopteri; Syngnathiformes; Syngnathidae
Source: RefSeq, a predicted model, not a curated record